Pieris brassicae (large cabbage white) is the source of this 1841-nucleotide messenger RNA. Its product is annotated as organic cation transporter protein-like. The transcript is spliced from 9 exons. NCBI's taxonomy places the organism in Eukaryota, Metazoa, Arthropoda, Insecta, Lepidoptera, Pieridae. The record is from RefSeq and is a predicted model, not a curated record. Gene Ontology annotation, biological process: transmembrane transport. The coding region runs from base 81 to 1748 and encodes 555 amino acids. Gene Ontology annotation, molecular function: transmembrane transporter activity. Gene Ontology annotation, cellular component: membrane.
UAUAAUUUAACUAAUUUUAAUUAAUAAUUAUUAUGUUUUCUUAAUUACUUAGUAAAGAAAAUAAAUACGGCUCACUUAAAAUGAAAUCUUUUAUUUCGCAUAGUAGCGAGCGUAACUUAAAACAUAAUAAAGAAAUUGCAAAGAACAAUGAAAGUAAAGACCCACUGGACAAUAUUACAUUUAAAGUGAUCGGUGAUUUUGGAAAAUGGCAGUUUAAAACUGCAUUGCUCAUGGCUUUAUUGAAAUUGCCAAUGGCAUGGUAUCAGUUAAAUAUUCUGUUUCUUGCUCCUCCGCAAAACUUUUGGUGCGAAAAACCUAUGAUAUUGAGCCAAUACUCUGAUGGUGAAUGGCGCGAUAUAUGUGCUCCUAAAAUAGAAGAACAUCCUUGUCUAAUAUUUGACCCAGACAUUCUUGCUAUCGCCCCAUAUUUGGACAGAGCUUUGAUACCAUUGGUUCCAUGUCAAAAAUUUGUGUAUGACACAUCAAUUUUUACCCGAACGAUUAUAUCGGAUUGGAAUUUGGUUUGCACAAGACAUUGGUUGAUACAUUUUACUCAAGCUGUGAUGAUGUGGGGUGUAGUAUGUGGCGGCAUAUUGUUCCCGAUGUGGGCUGACAGAUACGGAAGAAAGAACCCUCUAAUGGCCGGUAUAGUGAUUCAGUGUGUCGCCGGAUUCGUGACAAGUGUUGUUAAACAAUAUUGGAUCUUCAUGAUGAGCUGGUUUAUUUUGGCUGUUGCGGUCGGUGGAUUGGGAGUCGUUUCGUUCGUCAUGAGUAUAGAGGUGGUCAGUGGUAAAUGGCGUACAGUUAUACCAAUAUUAUAUCAAGUGCCCUUUGGUGUUGGCAAUGCAAUAUUAGCUGGACUCGGAUAUUUUCUAAGAGAUUGGAGGCAUUUGGAAUUCUCAUUAUCUAUGAUAUCUUCGUUAUUUAUUUUGUACUAUUUUGCUAUUGAAGAGUCGCCUCGGUGGCUUUUAGCUACGGGUCAAACGCAAAAGGCUUAUGAAAUUAUGGAGAAAGCUGCUAAAAUAAAUGGACGAGAGCACAUACUAAAGGAUAUGAAACAUUUAAUUAUAAAUCAAGUCCAAAAACAGAAUACACCCGGUUUUAUGGCAUUUAUUAAAUCUAAGUUUAUGAGAAAAAAUACAGUACUAUUGUCAUUGAAUUGGUUUUGUACUGGACUUUCUUUUUUUACAUUCUCUCAAUACCUCGGUUACGUGGGAUCAAAUAUUUACUUAGCUAUAUUGUUGUCUGGGUUAAUAUCAAUCCCAGGCUGUUUGCUUUGUCUACUAAUAAUUACGAGGUUUGGUAGAAAAACCACUGUUUGGGUAUUUCAAAUAAUAUCCUCAUUUUGCUUCCUCAUUAUUUUAUUAAUACCAAAGGAAGUGUUCACGAAUGAUUGGCCUCGACUGAUGGUUGCUGGUAUUGGAUUUGCGGGAUUAUCGGGUGCAGUACCAGCUUUAUUUCUUUAUUCGGGGGAACUAUUUCCAACACUGGGUCGUAACGCAGGUGUCGGUGGUGUGACAACCUUUGCUCGGAUUGCUUCUAUGGUUGCUCCUGGAAUUGUUUCCUUGGACGAAAUAUUUGCAGACUUACCUCUUAUAUUACUUGCUUUUGUAUCUUUCUGUCAGUUAACCUUACUUCUGCCACUGCCAGAGACAAAAGGUCUACCUUUACCUGACACUUUGGAAGAUGCAGAACGAUAUUCAACAAACCAAAACAUUAGGCAUGGAGGAAGGAGAAAUAAGAAAUAAAAAAAAUUAUAACUAUUUAUUAUGUUCACACCUUUAAUAAAAAUAAGAUAUUUUAAUAAUUUAUACAAAAUGAUUCAGUCUAUGGAAUUCCAC